AUGAUUUGUUCCCUUUUUACGAGUAAAAUUAGCAAUCAUGUAUUGCCGAGCAAGGUGAGUAACUUUUUUUUAUUAACUGUUCAGGUGAGAAAUCAUAAAAUAAUUAAGCCGCGAAAUAUUAUUAAACUAUGGAAGAUAAAAACAGGGGAUGAAGUAAAAGUAAUAUCUGGAAAAGAUAAAGGAAAAAUUGGAGAAGUGUUAUGCUGUGAUAGAUUUAGAAAUAUGGUGAAAGUAAAAGGAUGUAAUUUAAGAAAACUUUUUAUUGACAAUAAAUUUGUUUAUAUUGAAAAAAAAAUUCAUUACUCUAAUGUUCAGUUAAUUGAUAGCUUUUUAAAAACAAAUACAAAAGUAUGUAUUAGAUAUACAGAUGAUAAUCAAAUAAUUCGCAUAUCAAAAAAGUCAGGAGUUGUUAUACCAUGGCCUGAUGAUAAAAAAAAAGAAGACGAGUAUGAGCAAGUGGAAGAAAAUCCAUUGGAUACUGCACCGCAGGAAGCUUUGAAAAAAACGUAUGACUAUAAAACUGAUGUAAAAUUUAUGAAUAUAUUACGACAGACCGUUAAUAAGUACAACCGUGAGUUGUCUUAG
This is a messenger RNA of Plasmodium malariae, 585 nucleotides long. Its product is annotated as 50S ribosomal protein L24, putative. Gene Ontology annotation, cellular component: ribosome; mitochondrion. Gene Ontology annotation, molecular function: RNA binding; structural constituent of ribosome. The transcript has a single exon. The coding region runs from base 1 to 585 and encodes 194 amino acids. Lineage: Eukaryota; Apicomplexa; Aconoidasida; Haemosporida; Plasmodiidae. The record is from RefSeq and is a predicted model, not a curated record. Gene Ontology annotation, biological process: translation.